Aethina tumida (small hive beetle) is the source of this 1246-nucleotide messenger RNA. RefSeq names its product lipase 3. Bases 1 to 1230 code for a protein of 409 amino acids. Gene Ontology annotation, biological process: lipid metabolic process. Gene Ontology annotation, molecular function: hydrolase activity, acting on ester bonds. The transcript has 5 exons. Lineage: Eukaryota; Metazoa; Arthropoda; Insecta; Coleoptera; Nitidulidae. The record is from RefSeq and is a predicted model, not a curated record.
AUGAAGUUGGUUAUCGUUUUGGUCGCACUAUUCGGUACUGUGUAUCUUAACGCUGUACCAACAUUAAACCAACAUCAUGAACAACCAGAACUAGAGCUACCCUACGAUGAGGAGGCUCACAUGAAAGUGCCUGAACUGCUGCAAAAGCAUGGCUAUCCUUGCGAAACCUACCAGAUCCAAACCUCUGACAAUUAUUUGCUGACAGUCCAUAGGAUUCCUUCGGGAGUCACAGGGAAGAACAACGGAAGGGUUGCCUUCUUGCAGCACGGCCUGAUUUCUUCGUCCGCCGAUUGGAUCAUCACCGGACCUGGCAAAGGCUUAGCUUACAUUCUGGCUGACUUGGGUUAUGACGUUUGGAUGGGCAACGGUCGAGGUAAUACUUACUCCAGAAACCACACCGUCUACAACCCCGACAAAGACUCCAAGUUCUGGCAGUUCAGCUGGCACGAAAUCGGUGCCAUCGAUCUUCCCGCAAUGAUCGACCUGACCUUGGAGAUAACUGGAGCCGACGGCGUCUAUUAUGUGGGACACUCACAAGGAACCACCAGUUAUUACGUCAUGUUGAGCGAACAUCCCGAAUAUAAUAAUAAAAUCAAGGUCCACGUCAGUAUGGCCCCCAUUGCUUACAUGAAUCACAUGACCAGCCCCUUGCUUAAACUUAUCGCCUUCUGGAACAAAACCCUUGGAGCUUUGAUGUCGCUGAUUGGUAUCAACGAGUUCCUUCCAAGCAGCGAUUUCUUGGCGUUGGCAGGGUCGGCACUGUGCAGCGACGACUCCUUAACUCAGGUGUUAUGCACCAAUGGACUUUUCGCCAUUUGCGGCUUCAACAAGGACGAGAUGAACGCCACCAUGUUGCCAACUUUGAUGGGUCACACUCCGGCAGGUUCCUCAACCAGACAAUUUUUGCAUUACGGACAAGAAAUUAAAUCAGGUUACUUUAGACAAUACGAUCAUGGCCUUAUUGGUAACAUAAAAGCUUAUGGAAAAGCUACUCCUCCAAAAUAUGACCUUAGCAAAAUUACGGCUCCAAUUUAUAUAAUCUACAGCAAUAAUGACUGGUUGUCCGCAACUAAAGAUGUGGAUAGACUUUAUAACCAACUUACAAACGCACCAACAAAGGCCAAGUUUUUGCUCUCUAAUAACAAGAUUAAUCAUGUUGAUUAUAUGUAUGGUAUCCAUGCACCGACCCUAAUUUACAACAAAGUUAUUAGUCUUUUCGCCAGACACUAAUUAUAACAGACACAUG